GAAAUAAAACACUGAGGGAGAAAGUGACAGGAUUGGGCUGCCCCCCAACUCAGAUGUCUCUGUGUCAGGGCAGCCGGGUCUGGUAGGCUCUGGUGCCGGCUGCAAGCCUGCUAGAGUCUUAGUCCUGAGGGAUCUGCCAAGUGAUCAGGGAGAGAUAGGAGGCUGGGGGAUGCUUCUACUGUGCUCCCAGCCCUAAGGAGACCACAGCUCCUGAGAUGGACCCAGGACAGCACUAGUGCCUGCCCUGAGCCUUCCCCAAGUCCUGCCUUGUCUAAGUGCCUGGGAGUGCCGCUUGGUAGAACGUGGUAGCAUCUCUGUCUGUAACAAGGAGAUAGAAGCUCAAAGAAGUGACCAGACUUGUCCCUGGUCCUGUGAUCUCCAAGGAGAGAAACUGAGACCCCACUGAGGUCUCGUGGCUCUCUCUCCAGCCCCAUUUCACUUCUCCCAGUAUGAGUGGGGCCAGGUGGUUGAAGCCAGUAUUGAAGCUGGGACGUGGGCAGCUGCAGCAGUGAGGCUGGCACAGGCGUGAUGGGAGACGCCACCCAGCAUGGGGAGCCUGGGAGUUCCCAUCCACCUGCCGGUGUGUCCAGGAGAGCCCCCUCCCCCUGCUGUGCCCAGCAGCCUCCCUUCUCCUCUGCUUCCCACAUGGGUGGCACUGGGCCAUCGGAGCCCUUCCAUAGGUGGGUAUCCCCUCAUCCCUGAGGGUGGGAAGAUAUGACUCAGGAUUUGGCAACAGAGUUUUAGAAACAGGGAGGCUGGGCAGGUGGAAAUCUGCAAUGCCUCCCCAAACACCAGGUAACACCUAAGCCUGGGGAGAGGGUCACUUUACUCUCUGGGGUCCCGACUUCAGGCUCUGACUGGGCAGCGUGGCAUGAGACGGAGGGCCCAGGCUCUUGGGGCAGCGGAGCACCACGGGCCAGGAGAGAAAGCCCCCAUCUCCACCCUUUUCCUUGGCGUGGUGGCCACCAGCUGCUGCUUUUGCCCGCUGGUCCGGCCAGUACCCCUCCCCGCCUGGCCACCUGAACCCUGAGGCCUGGUAUGGGGGAGGCUGCAGCAGCAGAACUGUUGGAUUGGCUCUCUGCUGAUGCCUUCCCUCCGACAUAUGGCUCCUCCGCCUGCCUUGGGCUCUGCCAGCGGCUCCCCUUUCUCCAUGGCAACUCAGCUCAGUGGUCCCAGUGGAGGAGAGAAAAUCAAUUCUCCCUCCUUCCCGCCCUCCCUCUCCACUCCCCACCCCUUCCUCUCCGGCCUGCCUUUCUCCCUUCCUCCAGCAUCCCUGACCAGGCUCGCAGCUCCUCCGUCCACCCGUCCCGGGGACACGCGUGCUCCUCAGCGUCCUCUGUCUCUAGGCAUGGGCUGCUGGGAGAGCCGUGCGCUGGGGGCGGCCCCCUGAGGCUGGCAGCAUGGGGAGCUCAGUGGACCUCUGCAGGGAUUGGGGGGCUGCUGUGCGACCCCAGCCCGGCUCCUGUGGUGUGCACCUCCUGGCUCUGAUACUUUGUCCCCCCACCCCUUCCCUCACAUUGGCUUCCUAAAAGGGGUCCUCGGUGAAUUUUGUAAUGGUUAUUUAAGGAACCUUGCCUAGAAGUCCCAACUUGCAGUUCCCCAUCGACGGGAAGGCUUGGACUCCAAGAUGAUUAUAAAGGAAUAUCGGAUUCCUCUGCCAAUGACCGUGGAGGAGUACCGCAUUGCCCAGCUGUACAUGAUACAGAAGAAGAGCCGUAACGAGACAUACGGUGAAGGCAGCGGCGUGGAGAUCCUGGAGAACCGGCCGUACACAGAUGGCCCAGGCGGCUCUGGGCAGUACACACACAAGGUGUAUCAUGUGGGCAUGCACAUCCCCAGCUGGUUCCGCUCCAUCCUGCCCAAGGCAGCCCUGCGGGUGGUGGAGGAGUCCUGGAAUGCCUACCCCUACACCCGAACCAGGUUCACCUGCCCUUUCGUGGAGAAAUUCUCCAUCGACAUCGAAACCUUUUAUAAAACUGAUGCUGGAGAAAACCCCGAUGUGUUCAACCUCUCUCCUGUGGAAAAGAACCAGCUGACAAUCGACUUCAUCGACAUUGUCAAAGACCCUGUGCCCCACAAUGAGUAUAAGACAGAAGAGGACCCCAAACUGUUCCAGUCAACCAAGACCCAGCGGGGGCCCCUGUCAGACAACUGGAUCGAGGAGUACAAGAAGCAGGUCUUCCCCAUCAUGUGUGCAUACAAGCUCUGCAAGGUGGAGUUCCGCUACUGGGGCAUGCAGUCCAAGAUCGAGAGGUUCAUCCAUGACACCGGACUACGGAGGGUGAUGGUGCGGGCUCACCGGCAGGCCUGGUGCUGGCAGGACGAGUGGUAUGGGCUGAGCAUGGAGAACAUCCGGGAGCUGGAGAAGGAGGCGCAGCUCAUGCUUUCCCGCAAGAUGGCCCAGUUCAAUGAGGAUGGUGAGGAGGCCACCGAGCUCGUCAAGCACGAAGCCGCCUCGGACCAGGCCUCUGGGGAGCCCCCGGAGCCCAGCAGCAGCAAUGGGGAGCCCCUGGUGGGGCGGGGCCUCAAGAAACAGUGGUCCACAUCCUCCAAGUCGUCUCGGUCGUCCAAGCGGGGAGCGAGUCCUUCCCGCCACAGCAUCUCGGAGUGGAGGAUGCAGAGUAUCGCCAGGGACUCGGACGAGAGCUCAGACGACGAGUUCUUCGAUGCGCACGAGGACCUGUCUGACACAGAGGAAAUGUUCCCCAAGGACAUCACCAAGUGGAGUUCCAAUGACCUCAUGGACAAGAUCGAGAGCCCAGAGCCGGAAGACACACAAGAUGGUCUGUACCGCCAGAGCGCCCCUGAGUUCAGGGUGGCCUCCAGUGUGGAGCAGCUGAACAUCAUAGAGGACGAGGUUAGCCAGCCGCUGGCUGCACCGCCCUCCAAGAUCCACGUGCUGCUACUGGUGCUGCACGGAGGCACCAUCCUGGACACGGGCGCUGGGGACCCCAGUUCCAAGAAGGGUGAUGCCAACACCAUCGCCAACGUGUUCGACACCGUCAUACGCGUGCACUACCCCAGCGCCCUGGGCCGCCUUGCCAUCCGCCUGGUGCCCUGCCCGCCUGUCUGCUCUGACGCCUUUGCCCUGGUCUCCAACCUCAGCCCCUACAGCCAUGACGAAGGCUGUCUGUCCAGCAGUCAGGACCACAUUCCCCUGGCUGCCCUCCCCCUGCUGGCCACCUCCUCCCCCCAGUACCAGGAGGCGGUUGCCACAGUGAUUCAGCGAGCCAACCUUGCGUAUGGGGACUUCAUCAAGUCCCAGGAGGGCAUGACCUUCAAUGGGCAGGUCUGCCUGAUUGGGGACUGCGUCGGGGGCAUCCUGGCAUUUGAUGCCCUAUGCUACAGCAACCAGCCGGUGUCUGAGAGUCAGAGCAGCAGCCGCCGGGGCAGUGUGGUCAGCAUGCAGGACAACGACCUGCUGUCCCCGGGCAUUCUGGUGAAUGCAGCACACUGCUCCGGUGGUGGCGGUGGCGGUGGUGGCAACAGUGGUGGUGGUGGCAGUAGUGGUGGCUCCAGCCUGGAGAGCAGUCGGCACCUGAGCCGAAGCAACGUCGACAUCCCCCGCAGCAAUGGCACCGAGGACCCCAAAAGGCAGCUACCCCGCAAGAGAAGCGACUCGUCCACCUAUGAGCUAGACACCAUCCAGCAGCACCAGGCCUUCCUGUCCAGCCUCCAUGCCAGCAUGCUGAGGACUGAGCCCUGCUCACGCCGUUCCAGCAGCUCCACCAUGCUGGACGGCACAGGUGCCCUGGGCAGGUUUGACUUUGAGAUCACGGACCUCUUCCUCUUCGGGUGCCCGCUGGGGCUGGUCCUGGCCUUGAGGAAGACUGUCAUCCCAGCCCUGGAUGUUUUCCAGCUGCGGCCGGCCUGCCAGCAAGUCUACAACCUCUUCCACCCCGCGGACCCGUCAGCGUCGCGCCUGGAGCCGCUGCUGGAACGGCGCUUCCACGCUCUGCCGCCUUUCAGUGUCCCCCGCUACCAACGCUACCCGCUGGGGGACGGCUGCUCCACACUGCUGGUCGAGACCGUGCAGAGAAACCCUGAGCUGGUCCUGGAGGGCGGCCCCCUGGCCCCUCUCCCCCACGGGGACAGCUUCCUGGAAACCAGUAUGCCUGUUCCCGCGCCCACCUGGCAAGACGGGCCCCGCCCGGGCUCUGCCGAGUCGGAUGUGCUCCAGACCUACAAUGCGGCCUUCCAAGAGCAUGCCACCCCGUCCUCGCCCAGCACUGCCCCUGCCAGUCGUGGCUUCCGCCGAGCCAGUGAGAUCAGCAUCGCCAGCCAGGUGUCAGGCAUGGCCGAGAGCUACACAGCAUCCAGCAUUGCCCAGAAGGCCCCCGAUGCGCUCAGCCAUACCCCCAGCGUCAGGCGUCUGUCCCUGCUCGCCCUGCCCCCACCCCGCCCUAUCACCCCUGGCCCCCACCCUCCAGCCAGGCAGGCGAGCCCCAGCCUGGAGAGGGCCCCUGGCCUCCCUGAGCUGGACAUCAGAGAAGCCCCAGCCCAAUCACGGCCCCUCCUGGCAGUCGCUGCAAAGUGGUGGGGCCAGAAGCGGAUCGACUAUGCCCUGUACUGCCCUGAUGCCCUCACGGCCUUCCCCACGGUGGCUCUGCCUCACCUCUUCCACGCCAGCUACUGGGAGUCAACAGACGUGGUCUCCUUCCUGCUGAGACAGGUCAUGAGGCAUGACAACUCCAGCAUCUUGGAGCUGGAUGGCAAAGAGGUGUCGGUGUUCACUCCCUCCAAGCCAAGGGAGAAGUGGCAGCGCAAGCGGACCCACGUGAAGCUGCGGAACGUGACGGCCAACCACCGGAUCAAUGAUGCCCUCGCCAAUGAGGACGGCCCCCAGGUUCUGACGGGCAGGUUCAUGUAUGGGCCCCUGGACAUGGUCACCCUGACUGGGGAGAAGGUGGAUGUGCACAUCAUGACCCAGCCACCCUCAGGCGAGUGGCUCUACCUGGAUACGCUGGUGACCAACAACAGUGGGCGUGUCUCCUACACCAUCCCUGAGUCGCACCGCCUGGGCGUGGGUGUCUACCCCAUCAAGAUGGUGGUCAGGGGAGACCACACGUUUGCCGACAGCUACAUCACUGUGCUGCCCAAGGGCACAGAGUUCGUGGUCUUCAGCAUCGACGGCUCCUUUGCCGCUAGCGUGUCCAUCAUGGGCAGCGACCCCAAGGUGCGGGCCGGGGCCGUGGACGUGGUGCGGCACUGGCAGGACCUGGGCUACCUCAUCAUCUACGUGACGGGCCGGCCCGACAUGCAGAAGCAGCGGGUGGUGGCGUGGCUGGCCCAGCACAACUUCCCCCACGGCGUGGUGUCCUUCUGUGACGGCCUGGUGCAUGACCCGCUGCGGCACAAGGCCAACUUCCUGAAGCUGCUCAUCUCCGAGCUGCACCUGCGUGUGCACGCGGCCUACGGCUCCACCAAGGAUGUGGCGGUCUACAGCGCCAUCAGCCUGUCCCCCAUGCAGAUCUACAUCGUGGGCCGGCCUACCAAGAAGCUGCAGCAGCAGUGCCAGUUCAUCACGGACGGCUACGCAGCCCACCUGGCGCAGCUGAAGUACAGCCACCGGGCGCGGCCUGCUCGCAACACAGCCACCCGCAUGGCGCUGCGCAAGGGCAGCUUCGGCCUGCCUGGCCAGGGCGACUUCCUGCGUUCCCGGAACCACCUGCUUCGCACCAUCUCGGCGCAGCCCAGCAGGCCCAGCCACCGGCACGAGCGGACACAGAGCCAGGCAGAUGGCGAGCAGCGGGGCCAGCGCAGCAUGAGCAUGGCGGCCGGCUGCUGGGGCCGCGCCAUGACUGGCCGCCUGGAGCCGGGGGCGGCCACAGGCCCCAAGUAGGGCACCGUGAGUGCAGUGCGAGGUCUCCAUGGUGCUAGGAGGCCUGGCCUGGGUACAUGCAGAGACGUGGGCCCGGGAGCUUGUCCCAGGGCCUUGCAGAGGACACGGGCCACACCACACAGUGCUCCCUGCCCUGCCUCACGUUCUCGGGCCUGACGGGUCCAGCUUGUCAUGGAAGCUGGCAGGGACCACCAGCCCCAGGAUGGCAGAGGGACCAGGACUCCCCACUCAGACUGGCCUGGGAGGCUCUCCCAGACAUUUUGCCCUGCGUGGAUCUCCAAGUGUCCUGGUGCCAGGUGUGGGCCCAAGCCCAGCCUGUCACAUCCCCAUUCACUGGCCACCCUCACUCCCAGGUCCCCUCCCAUUUGGUAGCAGCUCCAACGGGGUCCAGCCUGCAUCUUGUUAACUCGAGUUUCUCAACUGUCCAACCUCACUGGUUUUGCACUGAUUUUUGAGAGCGGAGACCCAUUACCACCUCCUAUGGCUACAGACCCGUUGACAUGCAUGAAACUCAGUACCUGCUGACCCAGGACCUACAACCACACUGAAGGCUCCAGUGCGGCAGAGCCUCGUGCAAGCAGGAGAGAAAGGCCAUAUCUUAAUUUCUGCGCCCCGGACCCUGCCCACCUGUCCGCCUGCCCUGCCUGGAGCCCAGGCCAGUGUUGUUUCCAGCCUCAGGCCACGGGCUGGACGGGCCUGGCCGCCUCUUCCGCUCCCUGCCAUCAGUCAAGGCCGCCCGCCCACGUUUCUACGCCUUUCUACUUCUCAAUCUGAUUUCUAUGAGGUUUUUUUAAAUGAGCAAUCCUUGGCUGCUUCCUUUUCUUAACUCUUUCAGUACUGAGAGCAGCCCCUCCACACUGAAAACACCCAGCACUGUGACGGAGUCCAGCCUGGUUCUGGGUCCCGUGGGCCCUGCUCCUGCCCACUCAGCGAGGCAUGGGCUCCUUGCCUCACCCGCCCCCGGCAAUCACACUGAAUUUCUACUCUGGGGUGGGUGGGGCACACACUUCGGUUUUUUUAACGCCAAUUCCGUUUUCAUGCCGAAUCUAAGAAGCCACAACUUGCUUUGUCAGCUUCAGGGCAGGCAGCCAUGACUUCAUUUCUCGCUUGAACAAGGACCAUGCUGUCCUGCACGCUGGGUCUGACCGUCUGCCCUCUCUCCCCAGCACCAAGCGUACCUUGGCUGUGGCGCUCAAUGGCCAGCUCCAGUGGCCCCUCUGCUGCUCCUCGGCUUUCCCUGAGGUGGGAGAGCCUGCCUGGCCUCAGCCUUUGUCCAGCGAACAGGCUACGUCCCCAAGAAGCUACGGCCGACCUGGGCCUGGCGUUGGGCCGCGUGGACGGGGCUGGGGAGGUGCACAGAGUGAUGUUAACUUUUUCUUGUGUGUAGAUAUGUACAGCCAAAGGGUCGUGUAAAUGUUCUGCAAAAGUGGGUCUAUACAGAGUGAAAGCUAUUUAUUUUGUGCAGAGAAAAAUGUCUGGAGGGAUGGAACCUUCAGGGUUUAUUCAUAUUUAAGAUGUAGCUUUUUGUUGUUGUUUCAGGCAUUAUGUAUAAAGCAACGAUUAUUUUAUGGACCAAGUUUUCAUGUAACUGUUGCAGUGAAAGUGCAAUAUCUGACACCCCUGCUCCCAGCGGGAAGUCGCUUGGCCCGACAAUCACAGCCCCAGUCAGGGGCCCUGUGGCCAGUGCCUCCUCCACUCUCGGCCCCACCUCAUCCUGUCUUGCCUGCUGCCUCGGUGACCAGCCAUCCAGAGAAGCACCUGGAAGAGUCUCGGGCCCUCCUGCAAUAAAGGCCGGGAGGCCCUGUGGGCAUUGGGCUCAGCCUCUCCCUAGGGGGCAGCUCCCCCACGGCUCCUCGCUCCCCACCUGCCUGCCCAGCCGCCAGCCAUGCCAAGGACAACAGCAAUAGUCCCCUGGGGCUCUCCCAGCGGCCCUCAGCCAUAGAUGGCAAGGUGGGCAGCCCACCCCCCAUGGGAAGUCUCUUCUGUAUCCAGGUCUGCUUUCCUCCUCCCUUCAGAUUCCUUUUGGCACAUUCUCCUCUUGAGGAAGCACCAGUCUUUCUGAAACUGAGAGAGGGAGGGCAACGUCCUUUAAAAAUACCAAAAAUGUUUACAGAGUUGGGUGCUGAGCUGCAGGGCUCAGGCCUGACCAGUCAUAACCAAAGGGUGAGGCAGGCCUUGCUGACUGCCACCCCCCAGGCCUGUUAGAAUAGAAGCCUUAGUCCCACUCCCACCACACCCCCAGGCCCCAGGCCCCACCACCUGCCUUCUCUUUGAUUUCUAAAGAGGGAUUCAGCAGAGACCCCCACCCCUCCCUGGCUCAGUCUGAGUCCCACUGCCCGCCCCAUCACAGCCUUCAUGUCUCAGCCCCUCCUGUCUGGUCUGUCCAUGUGCCAUCUGUCUCUCUGGGCCAUGUGUGAGCAGCAUCCCCACUCUCCCCACCUGUCCCUGCUGUCCCCGCAUCAUUGGGCCUGAGUGUGCUCUGUAUACAACGUCAUGUCUGUUACACCAAUUAAAGAAGCGGGAAGGCUUC
Messenger RNA from Cercocebus atys (sooty mangabey), 8372 nucleotides. It is a transcript of the gene PITPNM2, whose product is annotated as phosphatidylinositol transfer protein, membrane-associated 2. NCBI's taxonomy places the organism in Eukaryota, Metazoa, Chordata, Mammalia, Primates, Cercopithecidae. The transcript is spliced from 26 exons. Gene Ontology annotation, biological process: phospholipid transport. Gene Ontology annotation, molecular function: phosphatidylinositol transfer activity; phosphatidylcholine intramembrane carrier activity; phosphatidylcholine binding. The record is from RefSeq and is a predicted model, not a curated record. The coding region runs from base 1628 to 5842 and encodes 1404 amino acids. Gene Ontology annotation, cellular component: cytoplasm.